This is a messenger RNA of Syzygium oleosum, 2672 nucleotides long. Its product is annotated as inorganic pyrophosphatase TTM1-like. Lineage: Eukaryota; Viridiplantae; Streptophyta; Magnoliopsida; Myrtales; Myrtaceae. Gene Ontology annotation, cellular component: cytoplasm. The coding region runs from base 455 to 2431 and encodes 658 amino acids. Gene Ontology annotation, molecular function: ATP binding; kinase activity. The transcript has 12 exons. The record is from RefSeq and is a predicted model, not a curated record.
UGUUUUGCUACCAUGGAAAUAUCCAGUUCCACCAUCGAAGCUUUUAAGGAACUGGUUUCGGGCACGUAGUCGACAACCAGCGAGCGCCCGCACAUCGUAGCGAAUCCACUCUCGUCUUGGAGGCUCGCAUGCUCCGUUGCUGUCCCUCACGGAAAAUCAAGAAUCCCCUCGAUCUUGGCCACACCCAGCUGCGGUAAAAGAUUCGAUCCCGCGCCUCCACUAGCCUUUCCGGGCUUUUCUUGAGGCCACCCAAUUGCCUCCAAGAACCCGUGUUCCGAUUCUCUUUCCGACCACCCCCUUUUGGGUUUCUCCGGAGACGGGCCUACGUUCUUGCACCCGGAAGGUCGCUGACGUUCUGUGUUUCUUGCUGCUGUUCUGUCUGGUUUGAUUGAUCCUGCCUAAGCACCGGCUUUCAUCUGCAACUUACUGGGGGACAUAUACGUCAGCUUCACGCAUGGCUCAAGAUAAUUCACCAAGUGCCGAUUCACCUCGCCGGCGUUCUGGCCUCUUGCGGGAUCAGGUCCAGAUAGUUAAGAGAAAGGACUCUGAUCGCUUCGAGAUCAUUCCGAUCCAGGAAUCACUUUCAUAUGAGAAGGGUUUUUACAUAUUUAUUCGGGCGUGUCAAUUGUUGGCCCAAAAGAAUGAUGGGUUAAUAUUAGUUGGAGUAGCCGGUCCUUCUGGAGCUGGCAAGACCGUGUUCACUGAGAAGGUGCUGAGCUUUAUGCCCAGCAUUGCUGUCAUAACAAUGGAUAAUUACAAUGACUCCAGCCGUAUAAUCGAUGGCAAUUUCGAUGAUCCUCGCUUGACGGACUAUGACACAUUGCUUGAGAAUAUUCACGGUUUAAAGGCCGGGAAGCCUGUUCAGGUUCCUAUGUAUGAUUUCAAGUCCAGCUCUCGUAUAGGCUACAGGACUAUUGAAGUUCCCAGUUCUCGCAUUGUGAUUAUAGAAGGGAUUUACGCCCUGAGUGAAAAAUUGCGGCCUUUGCUUGAUCUUCGCGUCUCUGUGACUGGAGGGGUUCAUUUUGAUCUUGUCAAACGAGUUCUAAGGGAUAUCCAACGUGCUGAUCAAGAACCUGAAGAAAUCAUUCAGCAGAUAUCUGAAACGGUGUACCCAAUGUACAAGGCUUUCAUUGAGCCUGAUCUUCAGACUGCGCAUAUAAAAAUAAUCAACAAAUUUAAUCCUUUCUCUGGAUUUCAGAAUCCCAUUUAUAUUCUCAAAUCAACAAGGACAGUAACAGAGGACGAAAUCAAGGCUGUUUUCCCUGGAAAAUAUUCAGAGAGUAUCGAGGAAACUUAUGAUAUAUACCUUCUACCGCCCGGUGAAGAUCCAGAAGCUUGCCAAUCAUAUCUCAGGAUGCGAAAUAGGGAUGGCAAAUACAAUCUCAUGUUUGAGGAAUGGGUUACAGAUAGUCCAUUCAUUAUAUCUCCAAGAAUAACUUUUGAAGUUAGCGUGCGCCUGCUAGGAGGAUUGAUGGCCCUCGGCUACACAAUCGCAUCCAUUCUGAAAAGAAGCAGCCAUGUCUUCUCUGAUGAGAGGGCGUCUGUGAAAACUGAUUGGCUGGAACAGCUUAAUCGCAAGUAUGUUCAGGUACAAGGACGUGACCGUAUGUAUGUCAAACAUGUUGCAGAGCAGCUGGGUUUGGAUGGUUCAUAUGUUCCUCGCACCUACAUAGAACAGAUUCAGUUGGAGAAGCUUGUAAAUGAUGUUAUGGCAUUGCCGGACGAUUUGAAGACAAAGCUUAGCCUAGAUGAUGAUCUUGUUUCCAGCCCUAAGGAGGCACUUUCCCGGGCUUCUGCAGAUAGGAGGAUGAAAUAUCUUAACCGCGGGAUAUCUCAGUCUUUCUCCAAUCAGAAAGAGAAGAACUUAUCAAAGUUGACCAGACUCGCCAUCAAUGAUAGAAGGUUUGAUGGAAGAACUUUAGAAUCGCCUGCAAUUGCAAACCAGGGAGUCAUCACUCAACUAUCCGAGCAAAUAUCCACGCUCAAUGAAAGGAUGGAUGAAUUUACAACUCGUAUCGAAGAGCUCAAUUCCAAGUUCAACACCAGAAGAGUUUCAGCUAGUCAACAGAACUUAGGACCGCAGGCCGAAGCCUGCAAUGGAUCUGGACCCACAUCUCUUUUUAUAACUGGCUUAGGAAAUGGGUCUUUGACUGGUUCUUUGAUGCCCCAUUCUUCAUCCUCUUCCCAAUUAGCUAAGGACUCUCCACUUGUGGAAGAGAUACUAGUCAUUGCCCGAUCACAACGCCAAAUCAUGCACCAGCUAGACAAUCUGAGCAAUCUUCUACAUGAGUAUUGUGGGGAGCGGACGCGUCAAGCAAGAAAAAAUGACGUAACCACGAUGACUGACGUCGUCACUGUCCCUAUUGUACUGACUCUAGCUUUCGGUGGCUUAGGUCUGAUUCUGUUCAAGACCCUGACCACCCAAAGGUGAUUCCUCCGCUAGAUCCUUUUCUGCAUUAUUACAACAAAAGACCACUACCCUUCUUAUUUCCUAUAUGUAUAUUUUUAAUCUGCAUUUUGAGGAAGGCCACCAAUAAUCACCAUACGGGCAUGUCCCGGGUGGUUGUCAACUGUAUAUUGUAGCUUUUCAGCCUCAUCUAUGAUACAGAGGCUUCUUGACUAUUAUGAUAUCAUAUAGCAAAGUAAGCAGCGAAGUCCUGCAAGUUUAAAAA